AUGCUACUGUUUUAUGUGUCUUCUCAAUCUCCUUUUCUCUCCCUCCCACUUCUCUCCUGCAACACCCCAGCAGCCGCUGGACGGAGGAGAGGCAGGCAGACCUACAGCCGCUACCAGACCCUGGAGCUGGAGAAAGAGUUCCUUUUCAAUCCUUACCUGACCCGCAAGCGGAGAAUCGAAGUGUCGCACGCGCUGGGACUGACCGAAAGGCAAGUGAAAAUCUGGUUUCAGAACAGGAGGAUGAAGUGGAAAAAGGAGAAUAACAAAGAUAAGUUCCCGAGCAGCAAAUGCGAACAGGAAGAGUUGGAGAAACAGAAAAUGGAAAGGGCACAGGAGGUGGAAGAGGGCGGAGAAGCACAGACGGGGGACAAGAAGUAGGCGCUGGUAGGCGCUGGAAGACUGGACAGGCAAGCCUCAGAAAGCCCCUCGUCCUUCCAUUAAUGCCAGUUGAUGUGAGAAGUGGUGG
Molecule: messenger RNA, 466 nt
Organism: Pogona vitticeps (central bearded dragon)
Lineage: Eukaryota; Metazoa; Chordata; Lepidosauria; Squamata; Agamidae
Source: RefSeq, a predicted model, not a curated record